Molecule: messenger RNA, 2163 nt
Organism: Hyaloperonospora brassicae
Lineage: Eukaryota; Oomycota; Peronosporomycetes; Peronosporales; Peronosporaceae
Source: the annotation of a GenBank genome assembly
AUGGGUCUCCUGCGUCUCGUGGCGGUGGUGGCUUGUUGGACUGCCUGCUCCUGCAGCGCCAACCAUAGACACGCCCCGUCUAUCCUUCUGCAUACGCCAUCUGUCAUUCUGCAGCGAGUGGACUUUGAAGUGUCAAUUGAGCUGCUGGAGCUCAAAAAUGGGUCUGUCUAUCCACGAAAGUUGUGGUACCUCGUACAAGAUGCAGACGGGAAUGUGCUUGUCAACAGCAGCGUCUUAACGCCCGAUAGUGAUGGCAACUUCCGCUCGCACGUGUCGAUCACUGUCAAGCAAUUGCAGCUCAAGUCGUACGGACAACAUAACCUCACUACAAUCGUGUGGGAAGAAGAGCAAGCGCCGAAAAAGCAAGAGCCGAUCGAGGACGUGGAUGGGCCCUCGGAGUCAUCACGAGGGAACGCAUCGGAGGUCCUGCAUGAGACAGUCGAGUCCGAUGAGGUGCCACUAUUUCGUGCAUCAUGCACGACUCCUGCCAUGGUGACACCUGGAUGGGUAUCUCUUCUACCACCUCUCGUGACUUUGGUCAUGUCGGCUGUGCUAGGCCAAGUAGCAGUGUCUCUUCUUGCUGGUAUCUGGUGUGGAGCUAUCAUCGUUUCGAACGGAAAUCCGUUCACGGCGUUCUUGCGCACGUUUGAUCACUACUGGGUGACGUCGUUUACCGUAAACGACCACGCUGGUGUGCUGCUGUUCACGAUCAUACUCGGUGGGACUAUUGGCGUGGUCCAAAAAGGCGGAGGAGGUCAUGGUCUGGCGCUAGUUGCCAAGAAGUUUAUGACGUCGCCGCUGCGCAUGCAACUGUCAACUUGGUUUUUGUGUCUUGUGAUCUUCUUUGACGACUACUCUUGCAUCCUGAUUGUUGGAAGCUCCCUGCGUCAAGUGCUGAGCCAGACUGGAGUCAGCCGCGAGAAGUUUGCAGCGAUCAUCCACACCAUCGGUGUCUGCUUGCCGUCGAUGUCCCCAGUGAGCUCCUGGAUUGGCGUUGAGAUUGGCUACGUAGCAGCGCAGCUUCGCGAUCUCCAGCUUGAUUGGGACCCGUUCGUCACCUGUCUGUCGUGUCUGCACUACCGGUUCUUUCCGAUCCUUUUCAUUGCUUUCAUUUUCAUCACGAUCAUUUGCGAGAAGGACUUUGGCCCGAUGGUGCAGUUUGAAAAGGACGCCGCAGUAUCUCCGAUCAACAAUGGCGCCAUGACGCCGGUCUUACCAGGGCCGAUGGAUAGCCCACGACCCGAUCUUGCCCCCUCGGAGCCCGACACAAGCAAACCGCUCCGGUGGCAAAAUGCUGUGGUGCCGUUCCUGAGCAUUGUCGUGUUGACGUUCGUGGGAAUGAUCUUCGAUGGCGUUAACGCCCUAUACACACAGGAUCCCGACGGCGAUUUCAGCAUUUUGGACGCGCUGAGCCACUGUGACUCGGUUUCUUCUUUGAUUCGCGCGUCUGCUGCUGGCUGGGUCAUAACUGUUGCGCUGUUGCUGUCGCAACAGAUCAUCACGCUGAACGAAGCCACGAAGGCUUGGAUGGAAGGAGUCAAGGAUAUACUGGAUCCAACGGUGAUUCUCACGCUUGCGUGGGCUCUUGGUGCGGUCAUGGGCGAAGUGCGCACGGCCCCGUACAUCGCAUCGGUAGUCGGCGAGUCGAUUCCAAAGCAAUUCCUGCCAGCAAUUGCUUGCCUGCUUUGCUUCAUCGUGUCCUUUGCCGUGGGUAGUGGCUUCGGCACGAUGGCCAUCAUGUUCCCUAUCAUCGCGCCGCUGUCGUGGUCUAUCAGCGGUGGAGACGCGGAGAACCUGCGUCAGUGUUUCGGCAGUAUCCUGGGCGGCUCCGUGUUCGGGAACACUUGCUCGCCCAUUGCCGAUACGUCCAUCCUAGCGUCUCUCUCGGCGCAUGUGCCGUUGGAGAACCACGUUCGCAGUAUCCUGCCAUACGCUCUCUUGGUCGCCGUCGUGUCCGUUGCUGGUGGCUAUCUUCCAAUUGGAUUGAAAAUCUGCAGUGCCUUUACGGCGUUCGGCAUCUGUCUCGCAGUGCUGUUGCUCGUCGUGUUUUUCUUCGGGACUCGAGUCAACACGCGGUACCACUCGCUAUCGUCGUGCAGUCCCAUGAGCAUGUCGCCGCCAUCGAGAUACAACGGCGAAGGGCAGCCAUUGCUGUUGGCAUAA